Messenger RNA from Diachasma alloeum, 2786 nucleotides. RefSeq names its product RNA polymerase II subunit A C-terminal domain phosphatase (gene Fcp1). The record is from RefSeq and is a predicted model, not a curated record. The coding region runs from base 310 to 2529 and encodes 739 amino acids. Gene Ontology annotation, molecular function: RNA polymerase II CTD heptapeptide repeat phosphatase activity. Lineage: Eukaryota; Metazoa; Arthropoda; Insecta; Hymenoptera; Braconidae. Gene Ontology annotation, cellular component: nucleus. The transcript is spliced from 7 exons.
UGGCCGAAUGCCCGUAGUUGAAGAUAGAGAAGUGUGUGUGUGCGCUGCGCAGGUUGUCCAUUCCAAUUCCUUUUCCCCCACCACUUUCUCCAUCGACCAUCGCACACAUAAAAAUUCCUCCAUGCUGCUGUUGUGAAUAAGGUUUGUCUAUGAAAUGUCCCAACGUUUCCAGCACCACCACGAGUUUUUCUUGUUUUGCGCGGGAGACGAGUGUAUAGCCACAAUAGCUACGCAUCAGUGAAAAAAAAAAAAAAAUUGAUGAAAGCUAGGUGACUCGUUAAUGUCAAUCAGUGUCAAUCCGAGAAGACCAUGUCAGUGAUGGAAGUGAAAUUUCCAAACGAUGAGCAGCCUGGGAAAAUUAUCAAGUGGAGAGUGUCACCGGAUACUAUGGUAUCUGCAGGGAGAAUCCUUCUGCUUUAUCAGGGUAUUGGAGGAGAUGAUGAUACAAAGACUGGGGAGAAGAAAUUACGUGCUAGCCAAUUUGGGAGGGUUAAUUGUCUUCUGGCAAAGGCCGGGGAUAUUGUCAAGCCUGGGCAGGUGUUGCUCCGAAUGACAGGCUGUAAACAUCCAACAGUGAUGAAGGACCUGUGUGCUGAGUGUGGUGCUGAUUUGAGGGCUGAAGUAGUUGGUGAUGGUGGCCAGGGUAGAUUGAUAUCAGAGGCCAGUGUUCCCAUGGUCCACAGUAUACCUGAGUUGAAAGUAUGUCCAGAAUUGGCUGAGCAAAUUGGAAAGAAGGAUGAGGAGAGGCUUCUCACUGACCGUAAACUGGCACUACUUGUCGAUCUUGAUCAGACUAUUGUGCAUACGACUAAUGACAAUGUACCAGCUAUCAUCAAGGACGUUUUUCAUUACCAACUUUAUGGACCCAAUUCACCGUGGUACCAUACACGAUUGCGCCCUGGUACUCGUCAUUUUUUAUCAGAAAUGAGUAAAUUGUAUGAGCUACACAUCUGCACCUUUGGAGCGAGAAACUAUGCACACACUGUGGCUGCAUUGCUCGAUAAGGAGGGGACACUUUUUUCGCAUAGGAUACUCUCUAGGGAUGAGUGUUUUAAUUCAGCAUCCAAGACAGCUAAUUUGAAAGCAUUAUUUCCAUGUGGUGACGACUUGGUCUGUAUAAUCGAUGACCGCGAGGACGUGUGGCAGGGUUGUGGUAAUCUAGUACAAGUUAAGCCAUACCACUUUUUCAAACACACCGGUGACAUCCAUGCACCACCAGGCCUCGAAAAGCGAGACUUGCCAGAGAUACUUGAUUCUAAUGAAUUAUCAAACAACGUGACACAAAUUGUACAGAAUGAUGAUGAUGAUGAUGAUGCGGAUGCGAAUGCGAAUGCGAAUGAACGACGUGAAAAUGGAAUGACAGUUGAGGAAGCAAAAGCAAUUACUGAAAAAUACAAAGAUGCAGAUUCAUUACUUCCACAAGCUGAUAAAAAUGGACAAGAAAAUGUUCAAGAUUCCAGUGGUAAAGGAGAGACUAAAGAAGAGAAAAUUAACAAGGAUCAAGUGGAUAUUAUUAGUACCAUUAGUAAAAAAAAUUCCGAGGCUGAGGAUGACGAUCACGACGAUUAUUUAUUAUACCUAGAAGAUAUUCUCAAGAGAAUUUAUACGGAAUUCUACGAGCACAUGGACAGGGGGGAGAGGAAACCCCUGAGAGAUAUUAUACCCAAAGUCAAGAGGCGUGUGCUCCAGGGCUUGCUAUUGACCUUCAGUGGAUUAAUUCCAACGCAACAUAAACUUGAGGACAGUCGAGCUUACAGAGUUGCUAAGGCUUUUGGAGCUCAAGUUGAACAGGAUUUAACAGAGAAAACAACGCACUUGGUGGCCAUCAAGCCAGGCACCGCCAAAGUAUACGCAGCAAAGAAGAAUGCCAACAUAAAAAUUGUCAAUCCUGAUUGGUUGUGGUCGUGUGCAGAGCGCUGGGAGAGAGUUGACGAGAGAUUAUUCCCACUAACUACAAAGGCAAGAGGAUCCAGAAUACCGCCUCCACACUGUAGUAGUCCAGAUCGAAUUGAGAUUGAAAAUCCAGUGACAGUUACAUUUGCCAAUACUAUAAAUCCUCUAAUGUCUUUCACGGAAGAAGAAAUCGAGAGCAUGGAUAAAGAGGUCGACGAGGACAUGACUGAUCCUGAGAUGAUGGAUUCGUCGGUGUUUGAUGUUGACGAUUUGGGGAACAAAAGAGGAAUCAAUGAGAGCGAUGAUCAUUCAGAUGAAGAAUAUGAACCUCGAAAGCGCAGAAAAACAGCAAAAGAAAAUGCUGCCGCCGCCGCCGCCGCCGUCGCCUCAUCAUCAUCAUCAUCAUCACCACCACCAUCAGAAGAAGAAGAAGAAAGACAAGGUCAAGACAACGACGAAGAUGACGAUGAUGAUCCAAUAACAAGAUUCAGAAGAGGUGAGGGACUACCAGACGACCUGGAUAUGGGUGAUUCUCAAGAUUCUGUUGAUGAAAUUGCUGAUCCAGCGGAAGAAGAUGAUGAUAGAGAGUGGAAUGCCAUGGGUGCAGCAUUGGAGCGUGAAUUUUUAUCAGAAUGAUCACCAAAUACUUGUUAUCACCGAGCCAAGUAUUUCAACAACAAUAAUUGUACAAUGUCGAGUUUUUAUUCCAUUAUCCACUCAAUCAUGUUAUCAAAAUUGUACAUUUACAUGGAUUUAAAUUUCUACCAAGGGAAAUACGUUUUUGACAUUAUUAUUAUUAUUAUUAUAUAUUUCACGUUUAGUUGAUUUUAAUGGUGAAUCGAAUCAAUUUGUAAUCUCGUAUGAGUGAGAAUAAAUUUUUUAAAGAAUUGCAA